Procambarus clarkii (red swamp crayfish) is the source of this 891-nucleotide messenger RNA. RefSeq names its product protein vestigial-like. Lineage: Eukaryota; Metazoa; Arthropoda; Malacostraca; Decapoda; Cambaridae. Gene Ontology annotation, cellular component: nucleus. The record is from RefSeq and is a predicted model, not a curated record. Gene Ontology annotation, biological process: regulation of transcription by RNA polymerase II.
CAUCACGUUAGUGUGAUGUGUGUGUGUAGUGACCACCUGCUCUCUUCUCUUGCAGCGUCGUCGCCGAUGUCGUCGAGGAACUUCCCUCCGUCAUUCUGGAACAGUAACUACCAGGUACCUUCGUCGUCGUCCCGGCCUCCUAGCCUGGCCGGCCACCUGGGGGCGUCGCCGGCCGAGCUCUACGACCCGUACCAUGGGGGGCUGCACUCCCUCCAGCCCCCAGCGCCAGACCCAUGGGCCGCUUAUUCCUUAUCUCAGCAGGCGUACAGCCACCGGAGCGUAGCGCACGACGUGUACCAGGCGGCAAUGUCGUCAGUUCAGCCCUCGUCGCGCCCCUACCAUCAGUACUCCUCCCUCUCCCUCCAGCCCCACCUGGGCAGGAUCCCGGCCGUCACCGCCGUCGGAACACAGAUGGGGAUGGCCAAGCCCGAGACCUGGGGAGCGAGGUACCACGAAGCCUUCUCAAGUCCAGAGUUCUCCCACAGUCUCGACACCAACUACUCUACCCCCCACUACACUAAUGUCCCAGGUCUGGAGACGGGAGUGCCACAGGAGGGUGCAAAGGACCUCUAUUGGUUUUAAAGGCUCAUCAGGAUGCUGUGAAAUGGUGUGAAGUAAUCAGGUGUGUGGAGGCAAGUGCCAUUAUGAUGGUCGCCCCUAACUCCCAGAGUCAGCAAGUUAUUCUUGUAUACAAGUGUUGAAAUACUCUAAUGACAAAGCAUUUGAGUGCUACUGACAAGUGUUCACAUGGAUUAUUCAACUUGCACACUGAAAUCACAAGAACAUAGUGAAUAUACAAAUUCAGGGUUGACAGUACUAACACAACUGCGAAUAAGGACGUUCAUUAAGCGCCAGCAGUGUGACCUAUCUGGUACAGGCGGCUUAACGUUU